Phascolarctos cinereus (koala) is the source of this 1608-nucleotide messenger RNA. The record is from RefSeq and is a predicted model, not a curated record. Lineage: Eukaryota; Metazoa; Chordata; Mammalia; Diprotodontia; Phascolarctidae.
UCUCGAACAUGUACAGCUCUAUUAGAGCAUCUAAAGGUCAUUAGGCAGGCUCAAACUUUCCCGAGAGUGACAAUAACUCUCAAGACUGGCUUUGAGACUAUGGAAGUGAAGUUCUAUGAAUGUUCUUAAAAUUGCACCUGAAGCAUGAAUUAAAUACUGGUCAUAUGAAAAGUGUGAUGCUAACAGAGAGCCAGAGGCUAAAGGAAGAUGAACGUGUAGGAUCUUGGAAAGUUGACUGAGGCACUGAGAGGUUAAGUGAACUGUGCCAGAGAGGGUCUCACAUGUGUCAGAAGUUGAAUCUGGGUUGUUCUGACUCCGAGGCCAACCACCCUGCUUCUCAGCAACAGCAUUACUGUCAGUAUAAAAACUUGCUUGCUGCUGAGAGGACCACUAUGGGAAUUACAGAGAGAUUUAUUUCUGGAUCUUUGGCUGGAAUCACUGCACAGACCUUGGUCUACCCUUUGGAGGUUUUAAAGACCAGGUUGGCUUUAGAUUCAACUUCAAGAUACACAAGAAUAUCUAAUUGUGUCCAGAAGAUGUUGAAGUAUGAAGGAUACAAAACCUUUUACAAAGGUUAUGUUCCUAACUUACCGGGCAUCAUACCUUAUGCAGGUGUAGACCUAGCUAUGUUUGAGCUGUUGAAGAAUUUUUGGUUGCAGCAUCGUUCAAGAGACUCUGUAAACCCUGGGAUGGUAGUAGUACUGGCAUGUAGUACCUUGUCUGGUACUUGUGGUCAGCUAGCCAGCUACCUUUUCACUCUAGUGAGAGCCCACAUGCAGGCUGAAGAAACAUUGGGAGGAAUUCCACCCACGAAGAUGAUCAGUCUCAUUAAAAUAAUAAUUGUUACAGAAGGAGGGAUAGGAUUCCACUAGGGCAUCAUACCAAACUUGGUGAAGGUGCUUCCAGCAGUCUGCAUAAGCUGUGUCAUUUAUGAAAAAACAAAGAGGGUGCUGGGAGUAGCUGAAGUGUGAAAUGUUGAACUGCUGUUAUUAGCAUAGAAUGCUAAUAGAAGAAUGACAGUUUUUGAUCGAUUUUUUCCCUCUUAAAAUUGUAACAGCCUUUGUGAACAGAUCUUAUAUCUUUAUCCCUCAAGGAAGGAAUGUAUCAGCUAGCAUUUAUAACAUUUUAUCUUAAUUUUAUAUGUGACAGAAUCUAAGGUAAAAUCCUUAAAAAUAUAGAAUUCUAUUUCUCUUCCUUCUGACUCUCCUUUGAAGAGACUUGCCCUAGAAUGGAUUGAAAAAUAUUUUAGGUGACAUUUAUAUUUAUAAAGUAGAGCUGUAAAAUGUUUGGUCAUUCAUAUCAAUUUGUGUUGAGCCUUUUGUACUUAAAUAACUUUUAAACCUUAAUUUUAAAAAUGUUUUAUGCAUUUUGAAUGUAUUUUAAAACUACCAAGAGAAAUCAGUGCAUUUAAAAUUAUAUUCAACAGCAAAACAAAAUAUAUUUUGUGUUUUUGUUCUUAAAAAAUGAAGUAGGAUGUUCCAGGAGAAUGUUUUUGGAGAAUAAUAUAGUGUGAUGACAAUAAGUCUUUUAAUUAGCUGCUGAACUGGAACUUCAUGGAUAUAGUAAAUCUCCACCCAUCAGGCCUUUUCAAGUGAGAAAAUAUUUGUA